Messenger RNA from Limanda limanda (common dab), 2504 nucleotides. It is a transcript of the gene mtmr1a, whose product is annotated as myotubularin related protein 1a. Gene Ontology annotation, molecular function: phosphatidylinositol-3,5-bisphosphate 3-phosphatase activity. Lineage: Eukaryota; Metazoa; Chordata; Actinopteri; Pleuronectiformes; Pleuronectidae. Bases 191 to 2158 code for a protein of 655 amino acids. The record is from RefSeq and is a predicted model, not a curated record. The transcript is spliced from 17 exons. Gene Ontology annotation, biological process: dephosphorylation.
UAUAAAUACGAACAGGCCCUGUUGGUCGGGGACGAAGAGAAACCCUAAUGGUCCCAACACAUCAAAGAACAGAAAGGCACACGCACGGAGGACGGACACUGUGUGUAAACCGAUGUGUAAUUUAAUUCUCAGCCUCAGAAAAACCCGCACUAAUCGCCACUGACCCACAAACGAAACAGUCCUCUGGCAGAUGGAGAAACAUACUGGAGCUGCCGGGGCGGCGGACGGAGCAGGGCCGAACAGAAGGCACUGGGGCUCGUCGACCAAUGAACCAACCGCCGGUGAAACCCUGGACAGUCCAACAGGUUCCCAUGUAGAGUGGUGUAAACAGCUGAUAGCAGCCACCAUCUCGAGUCAAAUCUCAGGAUCAGUCCCAACUGACAUCAUGAACAGGGAUAACAAGAACCUGUCAGCACUGAGAUAUGGGGCACCAAUCGGAACAUUCCAGAACCAGGUUCCUCUGCUGCCAGGAGAAACCAUCCGCACUACAGUCAAGGAUGUGAUGUAUAUCUGUCCAUUCAGUGGCCUGGUUAAUGGGACCCUGGCCAUCACAGACUACAAAUUCUACUUCACCAGUGUGGAAAGGGAGUCUCCGUUCAUUCUUGACGUUAACCUGGGCGCUAUCAGCAGACUGGAGACUAUAAGUGUUCCCAACCAGGGAGAGAACACCAAAGGACUUGAACUGGUCUGCAAGGACAUGAGGAGUCCCAGGUUUGCCUAUAAGACAGAGGAGAGCCAUCCAGAUGUGGUUGAGGCGCUGGCUAAACAUACCUUCCCCCUCUCCCACAACCUGCCUCUUUUCGCUUUUCUUUACAAGGAGCAGUUUCCUGUUGACGGCUGGAAGGUGUACGACGCAGCAGCCGAGUACAGGCGUCAGGGUCUACCAAAUGAGAGCUGGACCAUCAGUAAGAUUAACAGCACCCAUGAACUGUGUGACACCUAUCCCUCCAUCCUGGUCAUCCCUACCAACAUCAUAGAUGAAGACAUCAAACGUGUUGCCUUGUUCAGAGCUAAGCACCGCAUACCGGUCUUGUCCUGGAUCCACCCAGAGUCUCAGGCCACCAUUGUACGAUGCAGUCAGCCCUUAGUUGGACCUUCAGAUCGUCGCUGUAAAGAGGAUGAAGGCUUCUUCCAAAUCAUCAUGGAUGCAAACGCCCAGUCCCAUAAACUCACCAUCUUUGAUGCCCGGCAGGGUAGUGUGGCAGUCACUAACAAGGUAAAAGAUGGAGGGUAUGAGAGUGAAAGUUUCUAUCCAAACGUGGAGCUGAACUUUCUGGAAAUCCCCAACAUCCAUGUUAUGAGAGAGUCACUGAGGAAGAUGAAGGACGUGGUUUAUCCCACCAUAGAUGAAGCUCACUGGCAUUCUGCUAUUGACCAGACACACUGGUUGGAAUACGUACGGCUUUUAUUAGCGGGAGCAGCAAAGAUAGCUGAUAAGCUGGAAUCUGGAAAGACAUCGGUAGUGGUACACUGCAGUGAUGGCUGGGACAGAACUGCUCAGCUCACCUCUCUGGCCAUGCUGAUGCUGGACAGCUACUACCGCACACUCAGAGGAUUCCAGGUUCUGGUGGAGAAGGAGUGGAUUAGUUUUGGACACAAGUUUGCCGCACGUGUGGGUCAUGGCGAUGAGAACCAUGCUAACUCUGAGCGCUCCCCCGUUUUCAUCCAGUUCAUCGAUUGUGUUUGGCAGAUGACUCGACAGUUCUCAGCAGCGUUUGAGUUCAAUGAGCUGUUCCUGAUCACAGUGCUGGACCACCUCUACAGCUGUCUCUUCGGUACAUUCCUUUAUAACAGUGAAGAGGAGAGGACAGCCAAGGAAGUGCAGACCAAGACUGUGUCCUUGUGGUCCUACAUUAACAGCCAGCCGGAGGACUUCACCAACCCCUUCUAUGUGGAUUAUGAGCACCAUGUUCUGUAUCCACUUGUUUCCUCAAGACACCUCGAGCUGUGGACCAGUUACUAUGCUCGCUGGAACCCGUGCAUGAGACCACAGGUGCCAGUACGCCAGUCUCUGAAAGAGCUGCUGUUUCUGAGAUCAGAGUUGCAGAGAAGGGUGGAAGAGCUGCAAAGAGAGACGUCCUCCCACUCCCUGUCCUCCUCCGAGCACCCCUCCUCCCCCACUCAUACCACGGGAACUCCACUGCACACUGCUGUCUGACACACACAUGCAUACACAGGGGAUGGUCCCCCUGCUUUUUGUGAGGUGGAUGUUUCUGUAUAACACACCGGCUUGCCUGCCAAAUUACCUUUAACACACCAGUGUUGGAGUGGAAUCAGUUGAAUGUUUGAUACUCACCUGAUUCAGGGUGCUGUGAAUGAGAUUUCAGAAAAGGCUGUCCUCUCUUCUACUGUUAUGGUUAUUGUUUGCAGUUUGAUGGUUCAGGUUUGUAUAAAGGCGUUGCAGAGGUCCAUUGCUAACAGCCUUCAUGAACAGAUGUCCUUCUUCUUCUUCUUCUUCUUCUUCUUCUUCUUCUUCUUCUUCUUCUUCUUCUUCUUCUUCUUCU